CCGCGGGGAGGAGAGGCGCCGGGCGGGCGGCGGAGCGGGCGGGCGGCUCGGGCGCAGCCGGCGGCCUGGCAUGGGGUCCCCGGGCGGUUGCAGCAGCCCCAGCGCCCGCGGCAGCCUGCAGCACUUGCUCCUCUUCCUGCUCUUCGUUGGACCUUUCAACUGCUUUGCCAGUUACAGCCGUGCCACCGAACUCUUCUACAGCCUCAAUGAGGGGCUGCCUGCCGGUGUGCUCAUUGGCAGCCUAGCCCGUGACCUGCGGCUGCCCACAGCUGGGGGGCAGCGCCCUGCAGCUCCCCAGCCUCCCCUCUCCUUCACCCUGGCUUCUCGUGGCUUGGGAGGACAGUAUGUGCAUCUGGACAACCGCUCUGGAGAGCUACAUACUUCAGCUUUGGAGAUUGACCGAGAGGCUCUGUGCAUGGAGAGCGGUGGAUCCACUGUCCCUGGAGAGGGAGAUACUGUAUCCUUGUCUUCCUCCUCAUCCUCACCUGACUCAUGCCUCCUUCUGCUGGAUGUGCUGGUACUGCCACAGGAGUACUUCCGCCUGGUGAAGGUGAAAAUUGCUAUCCGUGAUGUCAAUGACAAUGCUCCCCGCUUCCCUGUGCCCCACAUCCACCUCUCAGUACCUGAGAAUGCACCUGUGAACACCCGUCUGGCUAUCGAGCACCCUGCUCUUGACCCUGAUGUGGGCACCAAUGGUGUCCAGACCUACCGUCUACGAGAUAACUAUGGUGUGUUCACCCUGGAUGUGGAGGAGAAUGAAAGUGGAGAGCGAACCCCCUACCUGAUUGUCAUGGGGGCUCUGGACAGGGAGACAAGGGAGGAGUAUGUCACAGUCAUCAUUGCUGAGGAUGGGGGCACUCCUCCUCUUGUGGGUAGUGCUACCCUUACUAUUGGCAUCAGCGACAUCAAUGACAACUGCCCCCAAUUCAGUGACACACAGCUCAACAUCACUCUUUAUGGGAAUUCCAGCCUGGGAACACACGUGGCCACUGUCCAUGCAGUAGACCUGGACCUUGGAUCCAAUGCACAAAUCACCUAUUCCUACAGCCAGAAGGUCCCUCAGCCAUCCAGAGAUUUGUUCCAUCUGGAUGAAAGCACAGGAGUCAUCACACUAUCCAGUAAGGUUGAUGGGAACACUCCAAGGCUUCACAGGCUGAUCAUACUGGGCAAUGGUCCUGGUUGUAUCCCUGCUGUUAUCACAGUGCUAGUGACCAUCAUCAAAGUCAUGAUGAGGCCACCUGAAGUUGUCCCUCGUUUCAUAGCUAAUGAAAUGGAAGGAGUGGUAUACUUAAAGGAACUGGAGCCUAUCAACACACCAAUAGCAUUUUUUACCAUCAAAGACCCUGAUGAAAAAUAUAAAGUCAAUUGCUAUUUGGAUGGUGAUGGGCCUUUCAGGCUUUCACCGUACAAGCCAUACAACAAUGAAUACCUGUUGGAGACCACAAAACCUUUAGACUAUGAGACACAGCAGCUAUAUGAAAUCUCUGUAGUUGCAUGGAACUCUGAAGGAUUUAAUGUAAACAAAGUAAUAAAAAUACAAGUUUUGGAUGACAAUGACAACUCACCAAUUUUCUCUCAACAGCUGAUAGAAUUAUCAAUUGAGGAAAAUAACGUUCCCAACGCUUUCUUGACCAAACUGCAUGCUACAGAUGCUGACAGUGGAGAAAGAGGGGAAGUGUCCUAUUUUUUAGGGCCUGAUGCCCCUUCCUAUUUUUCCUUAGAUAAAACCACAGGAGUUCUUACAGUUGCCACUCAGCUGGAUAGAGAAGAAAAAGAGAAAUACAGAUAUACUGUGAAAGCAGUAGAUUCUGGAUUCCCUCCAAGAGAAUCAAUAGCAACUGUCACCAUCACCGUACUGGAUAAAAAUGAUAAUAGUCCAAGAUUUAUCAAUAAGGAUUUCAGCUUUUUUGUGCCAGAAAACUUUCCAGGUUUUGGUGAAAUUGGAGUUAUCAGUGUCACAGAUGCUGAUGCAGGACAAAAUGGAUGGGUUGCUCUUUCAGUUCUGAAUGGAAGUGAUAUUUUUGUCAUAGAUACUGGAAAAGGAGUUUUGAGAGCUAAAGUCUCUCUCGAUAGGGAGCAGCAAAGCUCCUAUGUUCUGUGGAUUGAAGCAGUUGAUGGUGGUGAUCCUGCUUUGUCUUCUACUGCAAAAAUAACAAUCCUUCUUCUAGACAUAAAUGACAACCCGCCCUUGGUCUUGUUUCCUCAGUCCAAUAUGUCUUAUUUGUUGGUUCUUCCUUCUACCCUUCCUGGCUCUCCUAUCACUGAGGUCUAUGCUGUUGACAAGGACACUGGCAUGAAUGCAGUCAUUGCAUACAGCAUCAUAGGAAGAAGAGGCCCCCGACCAGAGUCAUUUAGGAUUGACCCUAAAACUGGUAAUAUCACCUUGGAAGAGUCACUCAUGCAAAAUGACUAUGGUCUGUAUCGGCUACUUGUAAAAGUUAGUGAUCAUGGUUAUCCAGAACCGCUCCAUUCCACUGUCAUGGUGAAUCUUUUUGUCAAUGACACUGUUAGCAAUGAGAGCUACAUUGAAAGUUUGUUAAGAAAGGAGCCUGAUAUCAAUAUAGAAGAGAAGCAGCCACAAAUAUCCGUAGAACCUACACAUAAAAAAAUGGAGUCAGCAUCCUGCAUGCCUACCUUAGUAGCUCUGUCAAUAAUAAGCUUGGGUUCAAUCACUUUAGUAACUGGGAUGGGCAUUUACAUCUGUCUAAGAAAAGGGAAAAAACACCACAGAGCAGAUGAGAACUUGGAAGUACAAAUCCCAUUAAAUGGAAGAAUUAACCUGCACAUGUUGGAGAAGAAACCAGUGGAGAUUUCUAACAUUUGAUAUUUCCUUGUGGAUAAUCCAAAUCAAUAUCUGAGAAACCUUGGACAACUCUGAAACAGCUAGCCGUGGGCUAUAUUGACAGGUUACAGUGAAGGACCGCUAAUUUAUAACUUAAUAUAAUUGUAAAUAGCUGUUUACAAUUUUUUAAACUCAAGUUCAGUGUACAGCUUUUUUAUGGAACCUUAGUACUAACAGCUAGCACCAUGUCUAUAAAAGCAUAGACAUCAUUUGCAGCUUUCAUUAAUCAGUAUGAUCAGAGACCGAAAAAAAAGGGGAAGGUAAGAAUUCUUUAAGCUUAAAAAGUCUUUUUAACCACAAGAGGGCAUCAGACGCUCCAGAGCAGGGAACUGUCCAUGAGAUAAACAGAGUAUAUUUUAAAUAUAUCGGUUUUAGCAUAAAGUACACAUCAGCAUACAGACAGUUACACACACAAGAAGAGAAAUGUCUGUCCUGAUGUAUGUAUAAAUAGAAGAAUAAGAAUAUUAAAAUGCACUAUUAAAAAUAAUAAUAAUAAUAAAAAAAAAAACAAACAUAAAAAAACGGAAUGUUUAUUACCUCAUAAGUAAAGCUUACACAGUAGGAUAGAAAAGGCAUUAACAAGAAGUGCAAUUCCUGUUGAGAAAGAAUGCAAGAUACUGUAAUGAGAAUCGGAACUGCUGUGACAUUCCAUCUUUCAUUUGCUCCAGAUUUCACCCACAUUAUCAUUUGUUCCAGCAGUAUGCUGGUCAUUUCUAUGAAAAAUUAUAUUUAAUGUUUCCUACAGGAAAUAAAGACAAAAGCCCAUGAUCAUCCUCAUAAACAUGCCAGAUGCAGGGAAGCAAGGGAAUGGCUGAAUCUUUCAUUAUCACAGAAGUAACACUUUUUGUACUUUGAGCAAUGUCGGUAGUACUCCAUCAGUUUGGUUGUGCAAUAGAUUUUUCAUGUGAUAUUUCUGAAUCUGAUCUGCCAGACGAAAACAAAAAAAUCUCUUCAUAUUCUAGAGAAUUAUAGGACUUAGUUUGUACUGACUGUUGCUCCUUUCUGGAUUGGUAUUUCAUGUGAAAGAUCUUAUUUCUGACUUUUGGCUACCAUUCCUGGCUCCUUUUCAUUGGCUUUGAUUUUGGAUUAGAUCCAAAAUCUGACUUGUCAGACUGGUGGCAUAUUUUCUUGAUAAUUUAUUCUUUGCUGCACCCUCUGCAGCAAAGCAGCAGGUUUAUCAGUGAUGUCUCACUUUCACUUAGUUUUGAGAGCUGAAAACUAUCUUUUGUAUGAUGAUUACAUCAGAUUUCUGUGUGAACAAGGUAAAUUAGUGUUAUGCUUAAAACUGAUUAUUUUGAUUUCUGGCAUCAUAUGUCUGUAAUGUACCAAAAGUGUUUAUAUGUCUGUAAAUUAAAGCUAUAUAUUUUCUUAA
Messenger RNA from Gallus gallus (chicken), 4214 nucleotides. It is a transcript of the gene PCDH20, whose product is annotated as protocadherin 20. The record is from RefSeq and is a predicted model, not a curated record. Gene Ontology annotation, molecular function: calcium ion binding. NCBI's taxonomy places the organism in Eukaryota, Metazoa, Chordata, Aves, Galliformes, Phasianidae. The transcript has 2 exons. The coding region runs from base 71 to 2824 and encodes 917 amino acids. Gene Ontology annotation, cellular component: plasma membrane. Gene Ontology annotation, biological process: homophilic cell-cell adhesion.